This is a messenger RNA of Bubalus bubalis (water buffalo), 6468 nucleotides long. It is a transcript of the gene GPR62, whose product is annotated as G protein-coupled receptor 62. Gene Ontology annotation, cellular component: signaling receptor complex; plasma membrane; endosome. The transcript is spliced from 2 exons. NCBI's taxonomy places the organism in Eukaryota, Metazoa, Chordata, Mammalia, Artiodactyla, Bovidae. The record is from RefSeq and is a predicted model, not a curated record. Gene Ontology annotation, molecular function: G protein-coupled receptor activity. Gene Ontology annotation, biological process: G protein-coupled receptor signaling pathway. Bases 4722 to 5882 code for a protein of 386 amino acids.
CCAGGCCCGGGCCUCCUUGCUCUCCAGGGCGACUUGCCACACCACACAGCAUUUCCAGCCCCACUCCAGGGAGUGACCACUCACACGGGUGAACACCAGUCAUGCACACACUCCCACCCACUGUGGUCACAGUCUAUGUUGGUCCUUGUAACAACUGUCCUCCUCUGAUCACUGAGCCUCUGAAAGGGACCCUUCCCCUCCACUCAGAGCUGUCAUGUGGGGACCCAUCUGGUGAUUCUUCAGUCCAGACACGGCCAGGCAAAUCAAGCAUUUCUCAUGUCUUGCCACCAAACACCCAUGUGUAUCUUUUGUCUAUUAUAAAUGAGUUGAGAAUAUUUGUGAGGGUUUCAGCUCUGCUGUCAUGAAAGGAGUGGUAAUUAUCACCCCAGCUUACUCUGUCCACAGACGAGGGGAGCAGAUACUAGACAGCAGGUCAGGACCCAGUGCUGGGUCAUACCCUGCAUUUCGUUGUCAUUCUCUUUGGUUUCCUUUAAUCUGAAACCAUUCUUGAGCCUUUUCUUUUCUCUCCAUAACUUUGGACACUCUUGACACUCCUAAAGAGUACAGGUCAGUUGUUCUAUAGGCUCUCUCAGUUCACGUUUGUCUGAUAUUUUGCAAUAAUUAGAUUCAGGCAUUGCAGUUUGGCAGGAACGUUAUGUGAAUGACAUGUCCUUGGUGUACUAUAUUAGGAGGGACGUAUCCCAUCCUUGGUGAUGUAACUUUGCUCAAAGUCAUGUCCACCAGGUUGUUCCACGGGGAAGUUAUCAUUUCCCCCAUUUGUAAUUGAUCAGUAAUCUGUUGGGAAAUAUUUUGAGUGUAAAUGUCCCAUUCCUUAUCAACUUUCACCUGCUAGCUUUUACAUUCAGUGACAAUUUUUACCUGAAAUUGAUGACUUCAAUGAAUUUUUGCUACGAUGGUUGCAAAUUUUUAUCUAAUUCCAUCAUUUCUUCUGUAUUUAUUAAUAACAGUCACCUUUCUUUCCCUAUUAUCAGUAUGGACCCGUGGGUUCCGAUUAUAUUCAAUAUCUGUGCUAUAGUUGACGUUGAAUGGUCCAGUUCUCUGUUAUUUGGACGAGACUGUUGCUGUUUUGAUCCUCAAGUUGUCCCUGCUUUGGCUAGCAGAAGGUCCUUCAGGCUAACUCCUGUGUCUACAUUAUUUUGUGAGCACUUCCUUAGGUUCUGGUUAUCACAUGACAUUCCAGGCUCAUCUUGUACAAACCUAGAAUCAGCCAUUUCUCCACAGGGGCUCCCUAAAGCAGGAGAUGAUAUUGAGAAUCCAAGAUCUGGGCAGAGGUGUGCUCUUUGGAACUGCGUGUUUUUGCUUUUCAGUCCUGGCAGCAAAGAGGACUAGGAAAUAUGUACAUGUAAAUAAACACAUCUAUCUCUGUCUGUUUCUCCGAUUCCAGUGUGCCCUUCCAUUCUUUCCCAAAUCUAUAAUUAUCCUCCCUUCUCCUAUAGUCGGAACCUUGGUUCACAUCAACCUCAAAUCAUUUACUUAUUUGCCUAAUCCCACACAAAAGCAGUUUCAGAAUUGCUGUACCCACAACCAUUGUGAAAAACAAACUUGCUAAGUAGAGUUCAAGAUUUAUCAAACCUUAUUCAAGCUAAGUUUUUUGUCUUUAGACUGAAGGUCAGUGGUUAAAGCAACAGUUUGAACACAGGUUCAAAUAUUACUUGGAUUAGUUAUUUAUUUCCCUUCAUUGUGGUGGUUAUUCAUUUGGAAUGCAGGUAGGUUCAUUUGUUUCUAUAUAUAUUCACUUUUAGGGGGCUUUCUCAUCUUUGUUUAUUUUUAUUUUUUUCAACACAUAGACCAUUAAUAUGGUCCUCCAAAGUCCAGUCUGUCCAAAUCUGUGCUGGGAAGAGUGUUCUUCUCCUAGCCCUCUCACUCCAUGCUCCAUGCCUACCAGCCUGCUGGAGUUUCUGGUUUAUCCUCCCUGCAUUUCUUUUUGAAAAAAAAAAAAAAAAGUGAUAAACUACAAAAUGUUUUCACUGUUAAUUUAGUUGAACCAUUUUAGAGGGAGAAUGCACUCCCCAACCCACCAUAGUCCCCAUCCCUGCCUAUUGCCUUCCCCAGGCACCUGUUCUCAUCUGCUUUCCCAUCUAGUCCUGCUGAGUCCUCCAUAGGCCCUACAGGCCUAACUGGGCAGUGGGAAAGCCAAUGCCCUCUCCUUCCUCUGAACCAGGAUCUCAGAUUCACCUCCUAGAGGCAAAUACCCACAUCAAAGUUGUGGUCAGGUACGGGAAGUAUUGACUGUGUGGACAGAGCGUAGGAAGCAGGUGACCCAGAUUCCAGGUACAACUCAGCUGGGUAAUCUAGAACACACUCCUUCCCUCUCUGAGCACCAGUCAUCCAAAUAACAGAGAACUGGACCAGGGCUCUUCAAAUUCCUGCAGCAGGUGAGUUAAACCCAGAGAUCCAUGCCCUAUUGUCUGCCACCCAGAUCCGUGCCGGUGCGGACUGUGUGCCUGCGAGGCACAGGCACAAGCAAAGCACAGAUAGGGUCCCUGCUACCAAGGCGCUUGCAUUCUAGUAAAACAGGCUAUAAGCAGCACGUGCGUAGAUAUGAAAUACAAUUUCAAGUAGGAAAAGGGCCAGUAAGAAAAAUAAAACAGGGUUAAAGAAGUAGUGAUGAGAAAGUGAAACAAUUUUAGGAAAGAUGGUCACUGAAGGUAGAGACCUGAAUUAGGUGAGAGAGUGAGCCAUGAAGAGAUCUGGGGGAAGGGUGUUCUGACGGAAGAAACAGCACAUGCAAACUUCCUCAAGGGAAAAGGAGUUUGACAUGUGGGACCAGCACAAAGACUGCAUGGCUGGAAGUAUGGGAGGCAAGGAGGAGGAGGGUGAAGUCAGAAAGGUGAGAAGGCAAUCUCAGCACAGAGGGGCUGAGAUUCUAUUUUGAUGACAGGAAGCUCAUGGAGAGAUGAGUGCAGAAUCAUGACCUGACCUGAUUUGUCUUUAGAGAGAUCCACUUUGGCCGGCUGCAUAGAGAGCGGAUCUAUGUUGUCAGUCAAGAUCCAAUCAACAAAACACAAAUCACUCUAUGUAUUCUAGACAAGAGGAAUUUGAUACAAAGAAGGAGCUGAACUACCAGAGGGGCUGGUGAGUCAAUCCCGGGAUUAGCAACCGCAGGAAGUUGCUACCAUUCUUAGGUUGGAAGGAUAAUGGAAUUCCAAUGCCCAAGACUGGGCUCCCCCAGCAGGUGCCAGAAUCCCAGAGGGGUUCUGCCUGAAGGGAGCCAGGGCUAUGGAGGGAGAUGAAGUCUUCCACAGAGGCAGAUCUAGAGGUAGAUCCAGGCUGAGCAUGAGAGGAAAAAUACCCUGGCUUCUUCCCUCCUGCCACCCUCCAGUUCUGCUGGUAACUUCCAGUGGCUGAAUAUACCCCAAAACCAACUGACAGAGGAGCCCAGGAAAUCAAUUUCUUGGAAGGCAGAGCAGUGCUGGGGAAUAUGGGAGUGGAUCUAAGGGCAAACAGACAAAUGACCACCAUGAGGUGCAGGAACGAAGAUCAGAUCGGUGAGGAAGACGCUGCAAUGGUCCAGGUGAGGGGUGGCAGUGCCUGGGAACAUAAUGGUGGAGAGACGCGGCUGAAUUUAGACAGGUUGAUCUUUUGGAUGUGGCGUUAGUGGGAAAGGGAGGUGUAGAUGGAAACUUCUGAGACGGCAUUUACUAAGAAGGGGAAGAUUCUGUGGAGAAAGUUGCGGUCGGGGGCCAUGAGUCAGGCACUAUGUUGGGGUGUAGAACUUUUGAGAUGCCCAGUAGUUUCUGUACAGGAGUGAUGUUGAAGAGGCACCUGGGUAUCCAGACCGGGAUUCAGAGGAGAGGAAGGAGCUUCAGACACAAAGGCAAGCUAUCAGGGUAUAGAUGGGGUUUUGCCAUGGGACUGGGCGACAUGACCGCAUUGGAGUCACACGUCUUUCCCUGAGCCAAUACCUUGUUCGGGGGGUGCCAUACCAUAGCUAGGGCUGGGUUUUUGUGCCUGCAGUAUGACAUGAAAGGUUAGGAUCUUACCCAGACCACAGGUCCUGAGAGUUGGGGAAGGUAGCUUCCUAAAGAAAAUUCAGGGUGUUCUUAGCAGAAGCGAACUCAUUUGCUAACAGCAAAAACAACCAAAAAAAGCUUUUAGUUACCCCUAAGGCUUCCUCUCAUUAAUUCCACAGUGUCUUGAAGCACCUAUUCUGUGCCAAGCUAAUACCAGCAGAGCAACCUACUAUGUGCCAAGUCCUGUGCUUCCCCCUCACUUUACCUAGAGAACUAGCCCUCCUGAGGACCAGAGGGUACUUAGGCGUCUCCCAGCUCUUGCGUCCCUGGUACCUCAGUUUCCCCUCAGUACCAAGGCUGAAUGAUCCAGUUACCCUCAUUGAGGGGGAUGGCAUAAGAGAGCAGAUUUUCUGCCUGGAAAAGACAGAAUAGGACCUGGCUGACUCCAAAGCCUACACUCUAACGUCCUCAGUCUGCACCCCAGCCUAUGAUUGCUCCGGGCCCCCCUCCCCAGGCCCCCCCAGCAUUUCCACAGCACAGCCUCCAGCCUCCAGCUGGCAGCUGCUAGGACCCAGGGGGCCGGUGCCAGGCCCUGCCCCUCCCUUGCCAGCUCUGUGUGUCUCCAAAGGGCAGCAUCAGAGUGACAGCCGGUACCAUCUCCAGCAGGGGCUGAGUCGCUGAUGUGGAAGAGAGAGCCACAGUCCCCGGCCUGCACCCUUCCAUGGGGCCAGCCAAGCCCCCAGAAGGAUGGCAGCCCGGGCGUCUGAGCCAGCGCCUGGGCAGCCUGUGAGCACAGAGCGAAGCCUAAGCGCUCGGAUGGCCAACGCCACAGGUCUGAGCGCCCCAGAAGUCGCAGCCUCGAUGGGGUUGAUCCUGGCGGCUCUUGUGGAGGCUGCGGCACUGCUAGGCAACGGCGCGCUGCUGGUGGUGGUGUUGCGCACGCCGGGACUGCGCGACGCUCUCUACCUCGUGCACCUGUGCGUCGUGGACCUGCUGGCGGCCGCCUCCAUCAUGCCGCUGGGCCUGCUGGCCGCUCCGCCGCCGGGGCUGGGCCGCGUGCGCCUGGGCCCCGCACCCUGCCGCGCGGCGCGCUUCCUCUCGGCGGCGCUGCUGCCCGCCUGCACGCUCGGCGUGGCAGCGCUCGGCCUGGCGCGCUACCGCCUCAUAGUUCAUCCGCUGCGGCCCGGCGCGCGACCUCCGCCCACCCUAGUGCUCACGGCCGUGUGGGCAGCCGCAGGGCUGCUGGGCGCGCUCUCCUUGCUCGGGCCGCCGCCCGCACCGCCCCCGGCCCCGGCUCGCUGCUCGGUCCUGGCGGGAGGCCUCGGGCCCUUCCGGCCGCUCUGGGCGCUGCUGGCCUUCGCGCUACCCGCCCUCCUGCUGCUCGGCGCCUACGGCAGCAUCUUCCUCGUGGCGCGCCGGGCCGCCCUGCGGCCCCCACGACCCGCACGCGGGUCCCGGCCGCGCUCCGACUCUCUGGACAGUCGCCUCUCCAUCUUGCCGCCCCUCCGGCCUCGCCCGCCGUGGGGCAAAGCAGCCCUGGCUCCGGCGCUGGCCGUGGGCCAGUUCGCAGCCUGCUGGCUGCCUUACGGCUGUGCGUGCUUGGCGCCUGCUGCCCAGGCCGCAGCGGCCGAGGCGGCCGUCACCUGGAUAGCCUACUCGGCCUUCGCGGCUCACCCCUUCCUGUACGGCCUGCUGCAGCGCCCUGUACGCCGGACGCUGGGCCGCCUUGCCCGCCGAGCGCUGCCGCGGUCCCCCCGAGCCUGCACUUCGCGGGCCUGGCACCCGCGGGCCCUCCUGCAGCACCUCCAGAGACCUCCAGAGGGCCCUGCCCUUGGCCCUUCUGAGGCACCUGAUCAAGGCCGGGAUUUGACAGAAAGGGAAAGCCUGAGCAUGUCAGAGGCCACGUGAGAGAUGUCUCCCAGGUGAGCCGGGACUGGAGAAAGCAGGGUGGUGUCGGAAAGGGCCCGUCCAGCCUCCAGCACAGCUUGUGGCAGGUGCCCUGCCUGGAGUUCUGACCCUGGAAUGGGAGAAAGGGGGCCUGUAGCCUGGUGAGGCCCAGAUUCUUCUGGGAGCAAUCCUGAGUUCAGGGCCCAACUCUGCAUGGCCUUGUACACACACCUACCCUUCCCUAGGCCUCAGUUUUCCCAUCUGUACCCGGGACUAUGUCUAAGGGCUCCUCCAGCUUGAGUGAUCUGGACACUCACAGAUGGUCCCCAGGCCAAGGAAGAAGCGGAGGUGGGCAGGAUCACAGAGAAGAGGGCCCUAAGGGCUCACAGCCAAAGGGAGUGGGCCAAGCAGGGCAGGGUCUGGGUUACAGCCACAGCAGGAAGAACGAGUGGAGGGACAUUCGGAAAGACCUCUGCGACAUAUGCACCAAGAAGAAGCUGGACAGAACUACUGAGACUCCUCCAUCAGCUUCUAAAAAUGCCCAGAAAAAAACUGGAUCAUUUUGGUGCCAGAGACAGGAGGCUGGACAACAUGACCCCCAAAGAGC